Molecule: messenger RNA, 3948 nt
Organism: Corythoichthys intestinalis (scribbled pipefish)
Lineage: Eukaryota; Metazoa; Chordata; Actinopteri; Syngnathiformes; Syngnathidae
Gene: bmpr1bb
Product: bone morphogenetic protein receptor, type IBb
Exons: 12
Coding region: 236-1834 (532 amino acids)
Biological process (GO): dorsal/ventral pattern formation; BMP signaling pathway; cellular response to growth factor stimulus
Cellular component (GO): signaling receptor complex; plasma membrane
Molecular function (GO): metal ion binding; transforming growth factor beta receptor activity, type I; ATP binding
Source: RefSeq, a predicted model, not a curated record
UGUAGGGGACGAACGCAGCACCUUGAUUCCUCUCCUCAACUCUCCUCAGAAGCGACUCGUGUAUGUUGACAGGACCACACUCCACCUUUUGGAAGCAAAAAUAAGAAGGCUGUCAGUGUUGAAGUGGCGCGUGAGGUUGAGUACCGUUAAGGAACUGGAGGCCGUAUUGGACUUUCAGCGGGACCAUUUGGGAAGUGCUGGUGAAGGUGGCGGCGGUGGCAGCAGUUGUGACGCAAUGCUGGCCUGGCUUGCUUUGCUGCUGAUAGAGUUUCUGAGGCCAGGAGCGCAAGGCAACUUGUUGGACAGCAUGCUGUUGAGGAAUGCCUGGAAGAGGGAGUCGCAGCGAAGGGCCGACAAGAACAACGACAGCGGUAACGCAGUCACUGUCAAGGUCCAAAACAUGCUGUGGUGUCACUGCAACCAGCACUGCCCUGAAGACUCUGCUAACAACAGUUGCAUGACGAAUGGUUACUGCUUCACAAUGGUGGAGGAGGAAGAGGAGGGAGGUCUGCUCAUAUUCACAUUGGGCUGCUUGGGCCUGGACGGAUCGGAGUUCCAGUGCAGAGACAUGUGGAAAAAUCGCUUCAGGAGAUCUCUGGAGUGCUGCACAGAUCAUGACUACUGCAACCGCAACCUUCACCCUACUCUUCCUCCCUUGCGUACUACAGAUUACACGAACAGCAGUGUCCAUUACUUGGUCCUCCUGAUCUCUAUCACAGUUUGCACCAUAUUUCUCAUCAUUGUUCUCAUCAUCUGCUGCAUCAGAUACAGGCGUCAGGAUUCUGAGCCGCGUUAUAGCAUCAACCUAGACCAGGACUACUCCUACAUUCCUCCUGGGGAGUCACUCAAGGACCUCAUCGAACAUUCACACAGCAUUGGCUCUGGCUCGGGCUCAGGGCUCCCCCUACUGGUUCAGCGCACAAUCGCCAAGCAAAUUCAGAUGGUGAAGCAGAUUGGUAAAGGGCGCUACGGGGAAGUGUGGAUGGGCAAAUGGCGAGGCGAGCGAGUGGCCGUCAAAGUGUUCUUCACCACCGAAGAAGACAGCUGGUUUAGAGAGACUGAAAUCUACCAGACCUUCCUCAUGCGACAUGACAACAUUCUGGGCUUCAUAGCAGCUGACAUUAAGGGCACGGGCUCGUGGACGCAGUUGUACCUCAUCACAGACUACCAUGAGAACGGCUCGCUUUACGACUACCUCAGAUGCAAUACGCUGGAUGCUGGCGCUCUGAUCAAGCUGGCAUACACUUCUGUAUCGGGCCUGUGCCACCUUCACACCGAGAUCUACGGCACGCAGGGCAAGCCAGCCAUUGCCCACCGAGACCUCAAGAGCAAGAAUGUCUUGGUCAAGAGGAAUGGCACGUGCUGCAUUGCAGAUCUCGGCCUGGCUGUCAAGAUGAACAGUGACACCAAUGAGGUGGAUGUGCCGCCCAAUCUGCGAGUGGGCACCAAGCGCUACAUGCCCCCUGAGGUCCUGGAUGAGACUUUGAACAGGUCUUACUUCCACUCCUUCAUGAUGGCUGACAUGUACAGCUUUGGCCUCAUUAUGUGGGAGAUGGCACUACGCUGCAUCACCGGAGGCAUUGUGGAGGAGCACCAGCUCCCAUAUUAUGACCUGGUAGUCUCGGACCCCACCUAUGAUGACAUGAGAAAGGUGGUCUGUGUCCAGCAGCAAAGGCCGGCAUUCGCCAACCGUUGGGCCAGUGAUGAGUGUUUACAUCAGGUAGCAAAACUGAUGUCGGAAUGUUGGGUGCACAAACCCGCUGCCCGCCUCACCGCCUUGAGGGUGAAGAAGACCCUCGCCAGGAUGUUGGAGUCUCAGGACAUCAAGCCGUGACUUGCAUAAGAAAGAACCACACUACUAAAACACACUGGAAAAAGGCAGGAGUCGACCUUACCUUUGGGUCGGUCCGACUGUGCUUUCUGUGAAAGCUGAGUGGCUCUCGAGUGGAGCUGGGAGGUGCACUAACCACAUCCUCUAAAUGUGUAGAGCAGUAUUUGUAUGUGCAGUCUUUUGUACUGUUGAUUUUGUCUGGCCAGAGAACACAAUCCUCAGUGACCUCAUUAACUCAUUGCCUGCCAUUGACAAUGAUAGAUGUCAAAUUUAAUUUAAACUGGGAGGACUGGCUGUAAAUGCUCAUAUUUCAGUGCCAUUGACAGCGCGACACGUCCAACCCAUUUUGACUGGGAAAAGUUGACAGCAAUUAUUCAGUGUUAUUAUAAUUAUUCGCUGUCACCCACUCCCAGUUAAAAUAAAUUGGACGUGUCGCUCUCUCAGUGGCAGCCAUUGAGUUUUGAUCAUUUGUUCAUGGAUUAUUAUUAGUUGAAUUAAAUUAAUUAAAACAAUUGCUCGCUUUUUUGUGAGUGCUGCAUUUGUACCUAAAAAAAAAAUUGAAUUAUUUUUGGUCAGUGUAUUUAUCUAUACAUAAUAAGUACGAGUGAAUUGUACCAGGAAAACAGGCCAAAAAUAUACCUGUAAUACAGAUGUUUGUACAGCCAGCAAUCAGCCAAAGAACACUGCAUGCAUGUACUUUUGCAAAAAAACAGACCAUUUCCAAAUAAAUAAUUUCUAAAAAAUAGAAUAUGGAAAAGCAUUUCCAUUAUAAACCUAUCCAUAAUACUAUUUCAUGUCAAGUUGUGAAUUAGCAAAAAACAAACUUUUUGUCAGUGUUGCAUAUAAAUAUAAUUUAUUAUUAGUUUUAUAAAUCAUAUUUUCUUACACUUUAUACAAUUGCGUUGCCGGAUGAAAUUGGAGCACCCGGUGAGGGGUUUCGUUUGUACAAGUUGGCAUCAUGAAGCCGUGUGUCAAAGUAACCAAAACAGGCCAUUCCAAUAAGGGCAUAUAGUACAUAAAAAAAAAAAAAAAAAUGCCACUUUUGCAUAGACAGCUUCGGACCCAAAAAUACUUUUUAAAAAUCACUUGCAAAUAUUACUAAUAAUGAUAUCAUUAUCGUUCCUUUUAGUUUUCAUCCCACCUUCUCAACUGAACCUCAUGUUCCAUUUCAAAUAUUUGGCAAAAAGCAACUGUACUCUUUACAUUUGGUCCUAGAAAAAUAGAUAUAUUUUAUGUACGAAUACAUCCACCUUUCCCUUCAAGUCUCCUUUAUCACAACGUACGAAUAAUCUUAAGAAAAAUCUACACCAUAAACCUUCAUUUAAGCCAAAUGCUUAUAUGAAAGUCUGCAACCAAUGAGCAAUAAUCAUACAAAACAAACAAAGGAGUAAAGCAUAAAAGGGAUUAUUAUUCUGCGUAUUAAAUACUAUGUUAUCACAGGAUGAGUCCAUUUGCAGGGUUGCCAUGGAGAUCAAACGCAGAGAUUCUUCCGCUAGGGGAUUAAUUCUGGCGAAUGAGCUGAGGCCUGUUUCCACAGUGACGGUGUUGUUGUCGACCCCUGCCGCUCUUUCGAUAUGGUUAUCAGUGGUCUUUGGUAGCGGGCAGGAGACCGUCGUGGCGUCCCAUUUCCUCCAGGACUUGGGCCAGGUGACUCAGGUUGCCGUCAGGGAAGUGCUGCGCCUCCCACAGGUCUAAGAUGACCCCCGUUGGGCUGGACUUGGUGGCGAAGUAGUUCAAAUACCUGAAAAUGGAGCAAAAACCCGAAAAAAAAAUAUGGAAUUUAGACAACAUUUCUGAUGGAAGAGUCAUUCAAAAUUGUGUCAGGUGGACCUUAGUGCCAUUUGUUUUUAUGCAUUACUCGAGUAACUGAGGUAAAUUGUUGAAGAAAAGAUGAAAAAAAGCUGGCUGUUUGCCGUCCAUUCAGUCAGGGGUCUCAUCUUUGUGCUUUAUGAUUUCUGUGCUGCUAGUGAUAAACCCCCCCCCCCCCCCCCACCACCUCUGCUGGGAAGCCUUCAAUAUACAUACACAUCCAUCAAAGACAAUUUUUGAUUGAAAAGAAGGCAUAUCUGUCUUGAGUUGAAACACACUUCAACUGACGAUUCAAAAAUUAGGUCAGG